Molecule: messenger RNA, 4272 nt
Organism: Penicillium salamii
Lineage: Eukaryota; Fungi; Ascomycota; Eurotiomycetes; Eurotiales; Aspergillaceae
Source: the annotation of a GenBank genome assembly
AUGGAGAGCCAAGACAGCAUUGAUUUCGCGAAGAUACAACGCGACGCGUUGGGGCUAGUAUGUAACGACCCUGCAGGGCUCCUCACACCUCAUUGGGCUAAUUCCAGCAUUCAGCACGAUCCAUUUCAGCCGAAUAUUUCGCAGUCUAUCAAGUCAAACACCCUCCGUCCCACACACGAAAUCAACGACAUCUCCAUAUUCAACGGCCAACCUCCGAAACCUUCACUCGGCCGCCCGAACAGAAGUUGUCACCCUCUAUUUCGACCCCGGCAGCAUGCAGCACACAUGAUGAUGAAUAAUGAUGAAAAUGAAGCGGCGACUGCCCCGGAUUCGCAAUUCGCCAAUAUGAGCUCCGCAGAAGCUACCCCGGGGGACACCCAGGUCGUCUCACAGUCAGUGUACGACAGCAUAAUCCGACAAAAUGAGGAUUCGAUGCGAGACGACUAUUCGCAGACAGGAGCCGAUGGAGCCACUCUGAGGACAUUGCAUGAGGGUGAUAGCGGUCACAUCGAUCUCCUCGCGGAGCUGGAAACGCACCGUGAAACGGCCUUUUCCCAAGACGAUAACGACAUUGCAAGCACGUCUGAGCCGAACCAAUCUUCGCCAAUGGCUUUUGCACCCAAUCUAUUCCCUGAGUCGCAACGAUUUCUUGCCGAAACGCCUGCGACGGCGGUUAAAAGAAAUGACAUGGAGGGUGUGACGACCGAGACCCCGACCGUCUCACGAAAUCCGUUGGCUGAUGACAUUGAAUCGAGCGGUGGCAUUCUCCGCCUGAGUCAGUUAUUUGGAGCCACGCAGGCUCCAUCGUCUCCUCUUGUCCAUGGUCUACAUCCCGAGCUAGUAUCUGAUCGCCCUUCGCCCAAUAUCCCGAUCCAACGGGCCCGCUUCACCAAUGGUAUAUCGUCGCCAAUGGUGGGUCUGCCCGGCCAUUUCAUGAGAGAUUCUUCAGAGCCAAAUUUGAAUUAUAUUUCCAUGAAGGAGUCGCAGACGAACCGUGACCGUACGCUGGACGAGAGGAUGGUUCGAUCAGCCGACAACAUCCUGUCCGAUCAGAGUGACAAGGAAUUCUAUAAAGAAUCCAGCUUUGUAGAACGUGCACGGCGCCAGCGGGAAAUUGACGCGGAAAGCGCAGCCCAGUUCAAUGGCCUGAGUGCCCCUGCCCGAUCUACAUCGGCGAGGCAACAGACAUCCCCUGAGCCACCCACUGUUGAAGACCAGGUUAUGGCUGAGAUUGUCGCCAGUGAGGAGGAAACCGAACAAGAGGAGGAUUCCGUUAUGCAAGUACCGAAGUCGCAAGACGCCCCGCAAUCUUCAAUGGAAGAAGACAAAGAGAAUUUCGAUGGCCCUUUGGAUGCGGCCGCCACUACUAGUGCCCAUGACCGGCUAUCCCAGAUGCUUGGGUAUGAUGCCAACAUUUCUCCGUCCCGUGGCGGGUUUGAUCCAGAAAAUGGUGAAGGUGUGGGUUGUGAAGGCUCUCUGGUCUCACAUACCAGUGGACAGCCGAAUGGAAUUGUGCGUUCUUCCCAAAUAAUGGUAAAAGACUCCCAGCCAUCGCCUGAAUCAUCACCCAAACGCAUCGACCGCGAACACCGGGAAAGUAUCCUCAAAUCGCCCACACCAUCUCAUUCUCGUGCGCGUCUCUCACCCCGAGAACGCCUCCGAUCCUCGCCUCCGCUUUCUCGACCAACAUCAAGACAUUCAAACAGCAACCAUAAAAUCCAGAAAACGAAUGGCUCAGUAACACUUGAACAUGUUGUGGAGCCUGAAGCGACUGUACCGUUCGACGAAAACGUACAAAUGAACACCAGCAACACACCAGAUGAGCAAGCUAUAGACUCGUCACGAUCGGAAGCGGAAGCAGGGACGAGAGGAGCCUCUUCAUCCAUGCCAAUCCAUGCAACACAGACCCCUGUUCAUCGAAGCUUGAAGAAUGUUGGUGACUUGGCUCGACUGACCAGUAUCCCGGAAACAAGUCCCACUCAUUCCCAGUGCAAUUCCGAAGCUGGAUAUAAUGUGGAAGGUGUGAAUAACGAAGACGACGACCUUCCACCGAUGUUCAAUGGAGUUCCAACCACCGGUCGGAACAACCAUAACCGUCCCACUGGGGCAAGGGCACUCUCUUCGCCUCUCAAGAAGCUACUGUCAAGUCCGGGAGGAGGUCAACGCAGAGCUCUGACGGAGAUUGCCGCUGAUCUCUCUCCGCAGGUCGGAGCUGGAGGCUUCGAUCUGGGAAUCGAGAUGUUCACGACCGGGGAUCCAGAAAUCAGAGCAUUGAUGGAAGGAUCGCCAACUCGCCCAAAGAAGAGGCGUCGCGGCAAUAAUAGCUCAAGUUAUAUUGCCUCUGAUCCCAUCAUACCCAUCACUCCUCGCCCACACCCGCCCAAAUCUGUUGCACCUACCAAUUCGUCUCAAUCUCGGUCGGCCGCUAUCCCCGAAGAGCCAACCCGUGCUUCUUUUGUGCAAGUCCCAGAAACGGAAACCCGGCGGCAACCGAAACCCCAAAGACGAGCUAAUGAUAAUAUCUGGGAAGUCGAAUGCUCACCUGAGCAAGCCCCGCGACGAAAGUCGAGGAUUGGCAAAAAGGCUGUAUCACGCUCCAUGCAAGAAAAACAUGUGCCCACCAAAAGCUCUGGACUUGUGGAGAAAGCAGCACCUUCAUCCAAGCUUGUAAUUUCUAGCGAACCGAGUCACCGCCCACCGUCAUAUUCCUCAUCAGACCUGACAGAAGUAUCGUCCAUAAUUGCAUCCGAUGACAUCGUUGAUACAGAAACAAACUCCGUUCAAGACUCACCCACCACACCUCGGAAGUCUCGUACAUCAUCAGAAGAUUCCUCUCAGAUCGCACCAAGCCAAGUACUUGCAGUAUGGAUGGGCCACAAGCGUGCAUACUACCCUGCAACUUGCUUUGGGACGCCACUGGGAGUAUCGCAGACUAAAUAUUCAGUCAAGUUUGAAGACAGUUUGCCUCUCGAAGUGACUAAAGGUGCUGUCAAAAGGUUUGAGCUUCAAAUCGGAGACGGGGUCAAAAUCGAUAUGCCCAAUGUUCCCAAAGUCACACAUAUUGUGCGUGGAUUCGAUGACAAAUUUACAAGAGAGGACCUGGCGAAAGCAGUUGAUGAUGGCCUCCAUCCUAUCACCGACAUUUACGGGCACUCUACCGUCAUAGUCGGACCAAAACAACGUAAAAGCCUCCCAAAUGGCGGGUUGAACAGGGGUGAAAAUGUGAUCAAGGUUCCCAUUGCCCGUGUUUAUCUUGAUACGAUCCUGUGGAAUCAACUCAAAGACCGGGCCUUCACAUAUCGCCCAACCCCUGUUCUACAGGAGAACACAGUGCAUACCCCGUCCGAGAAGUCUGUACCUGCAUCCCCUAGCUCUCGCCUAUCGCGCAGCAUAUACCAAGGCAGCGGUAUCUUUGCAGGAAUGGCAUUUGCGGUUUCUUACAAGGACGAUGAAACGUCCAAGAACCGCAUCACGAGACUCAUCAUGGAAAAUGGGGGUACUGUAUUACACGAUGGCUUUACCGAGCUUUUCGAAGCCGCAUCCAUCGUUCCUACCGACACCCCCACGAAGUCAACAGGCAAGGAAGCUUCCAACAGCAAAGGACUCCGACUCACAACCCUCGCGGAAGAUGUUGGUUUCGCGUGUCUUAUUGCAGACACCCACUCCCGCCGUGAGAAAUACAUGCAAGCGCUCGCACUAAACAUUCCUUGCCUCUCCGGUCGCUGGGUCGAAGACUGUAUUUCAAAAAGCCGUGUCGUGGACUGGGAUAUCUACCUCCUCCCAGCAGGCGACUCAAUGUACCUAAACGGCGCAACGAAAUCACGACUCAUGCUCCCAACACCACCUACUACAGCACGUCUACCCGAGACUAUCUCUGCCCGCCCCAAAUUGCUGGCCGGUCAUUCUGUUCUCCUCGUCAUGGGCCGCGGCAAAGCAGAGGAGAAGCGCAAAGCAUACAUCUUCCUCACCUAUGCUCUGGGCGCAUCACGCGUAGACAGGGUUCCGGAUCUGUCUACCGCGAGGGCAUUGAUCGACUCGCAGGCCGAGGCUGGCUUGCCUUCCUGGGAUUGGAUCCAUGUUGAUGAUGCCGACCAGGCUGCUGCGAGGUCUAUGCUUGCACCAAGGACGCAGAGAAUUCAUCUGUUCCAUGGAAAGAAGAGAAAGAAAUCUAUCGCUUCGUCGACUCCUGUGUCAGAGACGAAUUGUACUACACGGGUUGUGGGCAAUGAAUUCGUUUGCCAAAGUCUGAUUCUGGGGCGCUUAUUUGAGUGA